Molecule: messenger RNA, 2374 nt
Organism: Lepisosteus oculatus (spotted gar)
Lineage: Eukaryota; Metazoa; Chordata; Actinopteri; Semionotiformes; Lepisosteidae
Product: U7 snRNA-associated Sm-like protein LSm10
Biological process (GO): mRNA 3'-end processing by stem-loop binding and cleavage
Cellular component (GO): cytoplasmic U snRNP body; nuclear body
Molecular function (GO): U7 snRNA binding; histone pre-mRNA DCP binding
Source: RefSeq, a predicted model, not a curated record
ACGGAUGAGCAAUCAUGAAAUUUCUAGUGAGGGCAUUACUCAGUAGAUCAUGCCAGUAAUGGGUAAUUCUUUUUGGUGGGACUCUAUUAUUUUAAUGUCAGGUCAGCUGUUUAACCUGUAAAGUACUUGUCUCAGUCACUGUGGUGGCUGGAAAGAAGACAUUGAAGCAAGUGAAUAGCUAUAUUGUAUAUUCAGUGGGUAUGAUAUUACAUUGUGAAAAUUUCAUAUCACUGAUGUAAAGAGAUUUAUUUUGCAAAGGGAAUAUAUAUAUAUACCUGACACCUGAAGAAGGCUCCACGACCGAAACAUUAUAUAUAUAUAUGUUACAUGCAUGUAGCUGUUUAUGUUAAAAUAGAAAUUGUCCUUUCUCUUCAUGUUGUUAUUUUUUGUUGUGAACAGAAAUACUAUUGCUUCAUAGGAACUUAAUUAUUUUUUCUACUUGAUGAGAUAGUAUUUCUAAGAUUCCUGGCAAGAUUUAAGAAGUCUGUGUAAAGGUGCCUCUGUAUGUAUACUCUCUUGUUUUCAUGUCUAAAGCUUUUGUUAUUUAAGUGAAUGUGUUGUAGAAAAGGGGAACUCAGCAAAGAACACAAGCACUUGUCUUUAUCAUCCAAAGGAAUGGGUCCAAAAUGAUUUAAUCGUAUCUAACACUGGGAACAGUGUUAAUAUUCAAUACUUAUUGAAUAAUAUUUAGCAAAUAAGACUAUAUUAUAAAAUGGGAUUUUUAAGAUUUUAAAGUUAAGUAUACAUCUUAGAGCUAGAAAAUAAACAAGUGGAAUGUGACUACUACAAUGCGCAAAUCUUGGACUGUUGCUCAGCUAUAAGAAAUAGAAGAUAUAAGGCUUUCUAAACAUUUUAAUGUGUUUUGUAGACUUUUAUUUUUAGACCGUUUCAUAACACAGUGAAAACAUCAGUGUAUCCUUCUGAUGAUCAAAUGAUUUUUAAAGGGAAAAAUGUUUUUUUCUGUUUUUUGAUGAGGCCCUGAGAAUACCUAUGUUCUGUUUGAAUCUUGUUUUAAAGAAGGUAAGUAAAUCUGCUUAACUAAACAAUCAUUUAUUACCUGUGCAAUUGCUAUUUAUGUUUAUUUCAAUGACUCUACUGUGAUUAGUACAGUGAGUUAUUUUUUGUUAAGUUAUAUCGAGAUGUUCAAUAAACAUAAACAUUCAUGACUUAAUGUUCUGUUUUCGUAUUACAAAUUGGCUUAGGAUCCUAAACAGAUGCUGUUUUCAGUAUAACAGGUGACGAGCAAUCCACUUUUCAGCACAAACUCCAAAGUAUUUGCAGUAAACCGCCGCUAGAGGGGGGUAUGACUGCAUAAAUAUUUUUUCAGAGGCGUGACGUCUAAUGAAGGAGCCUUCUUUGACAUCAUCAGUGUGCUAGAAAGACACAUGCAAGAGCACGAUGGCGGUGUCCCAUUCGAUCAGGGAGCGCACCAUCGCCGAGAACAGCCUGGUGGUCCUGCUGCAGGGGCUGCACGGCUGCGUCACCACGGUGGACCUCCGGGACGAGAGCGUGGUCCGGGGCCGCGUGGUCAACGUGGACGCGUUCAUGAACGUCCGCCUGGAGGAGGUCGUGUACAAGGACCGACGGGGCGGCCUGCGGCGGCUGGACGACUUCUUCGUCACGGGGCGGAAUGUCCGGUACGUCCACCUGCCGGACGAAGUGAACAUCAUGAAGACUAUCGAGCAGCAGCUGGAGAAAAUCCACCGGGUCAGGAACUUCGGUGGGGACCGGGGAGGGAGAAAGGAGUACCUGAAGAAGACUCAAACGUGACGGGCCGCGACCGAGUCUCGCAACACGCUCGUUUUGCCUGGCAAACGCUCAACAGGUGAAACUACCCUGUCGAGGCUGCUGGGAUUUCCUGGUCAUGUGUUAAAAUAUCUGUAUGAAAUGUGAUUUUCUUUAUAAACCGUGACAGAAGCUAUUGUGGUUUUGGAUUUGGAGGCCAUGCACUGCUGUACAAAUGAUCUUGUCCUUGUUUUUAAACGCCGUGACCGAGGUUGACGACAACGUGCGGCAGACUGCCUUUUAAGAAGGGCUAUGUAGGGUGUCAAGGAUAUGUUUCGAAUUCUGUAAAUAAAACACCAAACUAUUUUCAUAUGAAAUCCGGAAAGUAAACGCUGAAAGUAAACGCUUGAUUUUUUAAUGCAUUUUUAGGAGACGUUUCUUGCAAUAAAACUAUAUAAAAAGUUGGAUGUUGUGGGUAAAAAUCAGCAAGGAAAUGUCUGCCUUUUUUGCACAAAAAGAUUACGAAAGUGUGUUUUGAAGACCCAGAAACUGUGUGAAAAUUACAGCUUUUUGCAGGGUUUGCCUACUUUGGAAUUAAUCCUCCCUCGGAAUUGAUGACAUUUGAUUUAAUAAAAAAUCUUCUUCUUUU